UUCAGAGCGACGAGCAACAAUGGGUCAAAGUCAGAGCGGAGGACAUGGACCAGGAGGAGGUAAAAAGGAUGACAAGGAUAAGAAAAAGAAGUAUGAACCUCCAAUCCCCACCAGAGUUGGUAAGAAAAAGAAGAAGACUAAGGGACCAGAUGCUGCCAGCAAACUACCUCUGGUCACCCCUCACACCCAGUGCCGCCUGAAGCUCCUCAAGCAGGAAAGGAUUAAAGACUACCUAUUGAUGGAGGAGGAAUUCAUCAGAAACCAGGAGCAAAUGAAACCUCUGGAGGAGAAGCAAGAGGAGGAGAGGUCAAAGGUUGAUGACCUGCGGGGAACCCCUAUGUCUGUCGGUACUCUGGAGGAAAUCAUAGAUGACAACCAUGCCAUUGUUUCCACCUCAGUGGGAUCAGAGCACUAUGUGAGCAUCCUGUCCUUUGUGGACAAGGAUCUUUUGGAGCCAGGCUGUUCUGUUCUGCUCAACCAUAAGGUUCAUGCUGUCAUCGGUGUGCUGAUGGAUGAUACGGAUCCCCUGGUGACGGUGAUGAAGGUGGAGAAGGCCCCACAGGAAACGUAUGCUGACAUUGGAGGAUUGGACAAUCAGAUCCAAGAGAUCAAAGAGUCAGUGGAGCUGCCUCUCACACAUCCAGAGUAUUAUGAGGAGAUGGGCAUCAAACCUCCAAAAGGCGUCAUUCUGUAUGGACCACCUGGCACAGGUAAGACACUGCUCGCCAAGGCUGUAGCCAAUCAGACAUCAGCCACUUUCCUGCGUGUCGUGGGGUCAGAGCUGAUCCAGAAAUACCUGGGAGACGGACCGAAGCUGGUCAGAGAGCUCUUUAGGGUGGCAGAGGAACAUGCACCCUCCAUAGUGUUCAUUGAUGAGAUUGAUGCCAUCGGCACAAAGAGGUACGACUCAAACUCAGGUGGUGAGAGGGAGAUCCAGAGGACUAUGCUGGAGCUGCUCAACCAGCUGGAUGGCUUCGACUCACGGGGGGAUGUCAAAGUUAUCAUGGCCACCAACCGGAUAGAGACCCUUGACCCAGCCCUCAUCAGACCUGGGAGGAUUGACCGUAAGAUUGAGUUUCCACUACCAGAUGAAAAAACCAAAAGAAGGAUCUUCCAGAUCCAUACAAGCCGUAUGACAGUAGCAGAUGACGUCACCCUGGACGACCUGAUCCUGGCCAAGGACGACCUAUCAGGAGCAGACAUUAAGGCUAUCUGCACAGAGGCAGGCCUCAUGGCUUUACGAGAGCGCCGCAUGAAGGUCACCAACGAGGACUUCAAGAAGUCAAAGGAAAACGUCCUGUACAAGAAGCAGGAGGGCACACCGGAGGGGCUCUACCUUUAACUUUUCUGUUUCCUGUUGCUCCCCCCUCCCCUUUAUCUAUCUAUUCUCACUGCGUGAAAGGAGGAGGCAGCAGCUGAGUCGGCUGUCUUCACAGAGAGAGUUUUGUUAUAUUUUGUGCACGUCAUGUCUGGCUUAUCCUGCUCUCUUGUUACUGUUAUGUGUUAAAAUAAACAAAACCACAAAAGAUG
This is a messenger RNA of Sphaeramia orbicularis (orbiculate cardinalfish), 1530 nucleotides long. It is a transcript of the gene psmc1b, whose product is annotated as proteasome 26S subunit, ATPase 1b. The coding region runs from base 20 to 1342 and encodes 440 amino acids. Gene Ontology annotation, molecular function: ATP hydrolysis activity; ATP binding. Lineage: Eukaryota; Metazoa; Chordata; Actinopteri; Kurtiformes; Apogonidae. The record is from RefSeq and is a predicted model, not a curated record. The transcript is spliced from 11 exons.